GGCUCGCCCAGGUGCUACCAUACUGUAGCUCUACCAUCUACAUACCCACUUCAGACCGACCCUCGGACCAGCACGAACGGCGCAUCGGCACAUAUGAAUGGAGCCGCGUCAGUGAGUACGAACGGCGGUGUGUCGAUAAAAUACAAACGGUGCGUCACCGGGUACGAACAGCAGCGCGUCGACCAGCAGAGGCCCCUCGGACUACACAGGCAGCGUCAUGCGUGCCGCGAUUAUCGACGACAUCGACUGUAGCUCGUACGCCCCCUCUUCCUCUUCCCAAAUCGCCCACUAACAUGCUGAUUUAGCAAAGACGAGUGCGUCGACCUCCGUGGGAGCAUGCGUGCGCGCUGCACCCGCCCGCGAGCCGUUGCCAUCCACGUCCGCGAGCCGUUGUCCACGCAUGCGAGCCCGAGCUUGGCGAGCGCAGCGCCGUGGAGCGUGUCAGACACGGCCUGCAUCGGCGUGGCCGCGCUGGCUCGAUGGAGUCGACCUCGUGCAGGCGGAUGAGGCCUACCCGACAUCCUCGCUGCUGCGGCACGCCCACGCCCGCCAUCCACUACCUCCAGCCGCGCGUCGUCCUGCACACAGAGUCGCGAGCACCCGUGAGCACGACCUCUGCUACUUCUUUGCGAGUCCGGGGCUGCUGUACCCCUUCGCUACCAUGCACACUCCUUGCGCCGCAAGCCACGGGAAUGCUCAGCUGCGGGCCACCGCAGGUUCCUGAGUGCGUCACGCAGGGCGUGAAGGAGCGCAAGCGUGGGACGAAGCGCAUGGAGGACGUCGAGGCUGGGCUUGUAGGGUUGCUCGCGAGGGAUGCUGUUAGCAUCCCAAAUUACUGUACAUCAUUAAUACUCGCAUGAAUACAUAUAAUCACUACGACUGCAGCGUUUGUUAGUGUAUGACGAAUUGUCGGGGCCUCGAACAUACCAAAUUGGGAAGGCUGCUGCUUUAUGCCCUUUGUGUAAAUUGCAGCAAGACCUAUUACAGUG
This is a messenger RNA of Fomitopsis serialis, 989 nucleotides long. RefSeq lists its product as uncharacterized. Bases 480 to 860 code for a protein of 126 amino acids. The record is from RefSeq and is a predicted model, not a curated record. Lineage: Eukaryota; Fungi; Basidiomycota; Agaricomycetes; Polyporales; Fomitopsidaceae. The transcript has a single exon.